CAUCUCUCUCCUUCCCAUUCGAUUUCACAGUGUUUCAUCCACAAACAUAAUCUUACCUUCAAUUUAUUCUUUUGCCCACCUCCAUUAUUAGAAUCUCUUCCUCUUGACUAGUCGAUUUCACAGUCAGACAAAUUUUGUCUCACAUAUAUAAUAUGGAAAUCGAGCCUAGUACACCUCAAAUCGUUGCGAAAAAACUAUGUAACAUAGUGAGAAUUAUGCUCUACAUGUUGAGAAAAGGCAUGUUAAAGAGCAAAGUCAUUGUUGACAUACAAUUUGCCCUUCAAGACAUGUUAAAAAAAGGUAAAAUAGCUGGUAAGGCUAUAAGCAACCUCAUGUUACAUCCUCCACACUAUUCUUCAACUUCAUUCACUUGUAAAUCGAACAACAACGACGUUGCAAUGUCAUUCAUUACACGUCGUGAAUACGAAUUCAGCUGCAGUAAUAGCCCUGUAUUUCCCCUGUAUUUCGCUAACAAUAUACGUAGGCGAAAUCGUACGUAUAAAUCAGAGGAAAUUGCUGUUGUACAAAAAGUAUUUGAAAUUUUAAAUACUACAAGUACAACUUAUGAUGCUGCUGGUACUACUACUACUACUACUAUGGCUGCUUCACCUUUGGCAUUACUUGGAUUUGGAAAAAGUCCAAAUAAUGUGAGGAAAUUAAGAGUUACUGAUUCACCAUUUCCAUUAAAAGAUUCAGAGGAAAAUUAUAAUUCACAAGUUGAUAAAGAUGCAGAAGAGUUUAUUAACAAGUUUUAUAAAGAUUUAAAGCAACAAAAAAAGAUAGCAUCUCUUGAAUCUCCAUCUCCAUAUCAUGUUUAUGCUAGAUGAGGAGAAAAAAAAAAGAUGCAAUAAAUUAGUGAAUUUUUUUUUUCUAAGUUUUUUGUUAUUUUGGAACAAUUGACCAUUACCUUCAAUGACACACAAAGUCAAAGUUUCUUGGCGCUUUUGUAUGAAGCGCUUUAUCUGAUGCAAAAUUAUAUUAGUCGGAGGACUUAAAGAUGGAUAUCGAAUAGCAGAUGGAAAUUAAGAAAAAUCAAAAUUAUGUUACUCCUAUUGUUUUUUUUAAAAGUUUUUUUCUUUGAGUUAUGAAAUUGAAGGUGGGGCAUUAGUUUGCUUGAAGAGAUGUAUGUGCUUGAUCCUAAUCCAAAAAAGGCCAACUUUUUGUUUUUAUAUUA
Solanum dulcamara is the source of this 1174-nucleotide messenger RNA. RefSeq lists its product as uncharacterized. Lineage: Eukaryota; Viridiplantae; Streptophyta; Magnoliopsida; Solanales; Solanaceae. The transcript has a single exon. The record is from RefSeq and is a predicted model, not a curated record. The coding region runs from base 153 to 827 and encodes 224 amino acids.